CAAAAGACUCAUCCCGUUCCUUGGACAGAAUCUUAUUCUAUUGAAAGUGGUUUGGGUAAGCUAAAAGUAGUAAAUGCAGAAAUAGAAACAAAAAGUAAAAAAGAAUUGCAUAAAUUGGAUGUGAGCGGAGCUAUUUGUUUAAAUAUGGAUUUUCCAGAAUUAUUUGGCCAAGCAGCAGCUGCGGAUUUUGUUUUGUCCUUGGCAUAA
This is a messenger RNA of Funneliformis mosseae, 207 nucleotides long. The record is from the annotation of a GenBank genome assembly. NCBI's taxonomy places the organism in Eukaryota, Fungi, Glomeromycota, Glomeromycetes, Glomerales, Glomeraceae.